UCACAUGGAAGCACAGUAGCUGAGCCGAGGGGAUGCGAGUACAGAUGGAAGGGGCUUGAGGGACCGCGGAGGAGAAAAACCUGGAGAUAAUACUGGAGCUACAGCAGCAUAAGCACCAGCAGCAUCAGCAUCAGCAUCAGCACCAGCAGCAGCAUCAGCAUCAGGACCACUCUUCCCAGCCUCCCUUCCAGGCUGGGGAGCAGAGGCGCACAAGCGGGUCAGCGGGCGCCCAUAGAGGAUGUCACAUGCAAUAUGCUGCAUUCGUGUUUUGUGAAGCCCAAGGAAGCCCAAGUUGUCGCCUUUGAUUGAUUAUGGAGCGCCUGGUCCGAGGGGGAAGCAGAAACUGAAGGAUGCUGCGCCUCCCAAAACCUCUGAGCUGAAUCCCAGUGAGACCGUGGCACUUCCCUUGCGUGGAUGAGUUGUUGUAAGGGUGUGAGUGUGAGCGUGUGUGAGAGCAAGUGAGCGUCAGCGCUCCCACAUGGCCUCCAUGCAGGACGGGCUGAACUUCACGGCUCCUCCCUACGGCAAGGUCCUGCUGCUGGGUGCUAUCGCUGCUGCCUCGGCCUUUGUUGUCACCAUCCUCAUCGUGGUGCUCUGCGUGGGCUGCCAGAGGAAGGGGAAGACACACAAUGUUCCCGGCGAGGGUGGAAAACACCGUCUCAUGGACAUGGGUAUACUCAGGCAGUCGAAGCUGCGGUCCAUCAGUAAAUCAGACACUGAGAUGAACAAGAUGAACUGCAAUGGCAAAAGCAGGCAGCUUCCCCAGAUCCCCUCUGGAACUGGAGAGGACGGAGAGCACACUUACUCGGAAGUGGGCCGAAGCUCUUCCACCACACGUACUGAUGAUGCCCUGUACGCCAUGGUAGGCAGGGCCGGGCAGACGGACACCCCGGCCCCUCCGGCCGUCCCCGCCAACACCCCGGCGCCCCCAGACCCAGACGGUGACGUGGAAGGAGGGCUGCCCGAACCCGAGGCCCAGGUCAUGUCUCCGCCUCACCCUCCGGAGACGGCCGAGUACGCCUGCGUCCGGAAGCUGAGGAAGGCCGACAAGGCACCCCAAAAGAGGGACAGCGGGACGGAUAUGGGGGAGCCGCCGGUGCCACCGCCACGGCACGCCCCGCCGUCGCAUCCCGCCCCUCCUCCACCACACCCUCACAGCACAAAGUUGCCCCGUAGAAACAUGGACGCCUUCAACGUCCCGGCGUUCCCAAAGCGCUUUCAGCUGCAUCUCAUCUCCAUGACAACUGGGCAAACUCCAUACGCUGAUGAAGACCAUGAGAUGCAGUUGAAAGUGGAAAAGCUAGAAGUGAUGUUUAUGGGCAACGGAGAGCAGUACAUCUGGAAGCCUCCUGAGGAUGAGGAGAUGCUCAUGCACCAAAAUAAAGCCCUGGGACCGCUGGCUGCUCACACGGUGGAGAAUAUACAACCGUCUGCUGCUGUGGUGGCUGAGAUGUACUCGAAGGUGUGUAAACCAGGAAAGAAGAAGAGGGCUGUGCCGGGUUCUCCCCCAGCCAAUCCUGGCUUCCGGACCUUGGGUCGCGGUGACCGUGACCGAGACCGGGACGGGGGGUUUAGCGUAGUGGUCAAACCCCAGACGUGGGCCCUCCAGGAGGGCAAAGCCAUCGGAGGGCCCCUCGACGAUCACUGCUACGAGUCCAUCGGGACGGAGGAGUGCGAUCUGGCCUAUGAGAACAUGGAAGGCGCCUGGAAGCGGGAGAGGCCCCCCAACACGUGUGCCACCCUGCGGCCGAGGAGGAAGAAAGCCCAGCAGCCCUUGCAGCAGCAGCAGCCCCCUCCCCCGCCGCCCACGCAGCAGCCGCCCAAGUUACAGCACCUGCCCGCCAAAGCCCUGCUGCUUCCGGGGGAGAACCUGUACGAGAGCAUCGGCGACCUGAAGCAGGGCUCCGCCACCUCCAGCACCACCACCAUCUUCACUUUCAACGACGGCAUGGAGAUGUACGUGACAGGGCUCUGAGGCGGCGGCGGCUGCACUGUGACCCCCUCUGACCUUCCAACACAAGGAGCUGAGCUAACGCCACAAGGAGUGACGGCUGAGCCCCUGUCAUGCUCGACCCACACAUACUGUUUACAUUCAAGUCAUAACGUCACGCCUCUCACAGGCUCAUGAGGCCUCGGGGCAAUAAUGUUGAUCUGUUAUGACCUGGGCUGAAGUCCAAUCUAUAAACCUUAUAAGGAAUCCAAAGGUAGUGAAUAAUAAAUGAGCACAAGACCAUCGCAGAGCAAUCUGUAGGUAACAGUAGCACUUCUAUUUUACUGAUACGUAUAUGUGCAAAGCACAAUAAAGUAAAAAGCCUAAAUUCUUCCUCAAUUCUAGCGGGUAAAAAUAGUCCUAGCAGGACUCCUAUUGGGGGAGCAUUGUGUGAAAUCUUUUGGUAGCACUUAUCAUGAGCAGGCCUUCCCUGUAGUCGGUCAAGAUGAGAUUCAGGACGGAAUUUAAAUGAUAUAAAGGAAUGAAUUACUAAUCAAAAUGCUUGAAAGCUCAGGGACCAAGAGAAUCUAAUUAUGAGAGUAUUAUAAAAAAAAUUGCACACAUUUUGCAUUUCUCCUAAAAGCUUCGACUAAUUUAGACCAUCAUGUUUUAAAAACCGACCGGACACUUCCCUCCGUCAUGUUUUGUUUCAUCUCACGUGGACUGAACACUGUCUCCACUGCCGUCUGUAAAUGAAGUGUUUUACUUUGUUGAUCCUGUUUCUGCACUUUGCCUGCUACAAGUUGCAUGCUAAAAAAAAGUGAAAAAAAAAAAAAUCAAGCACUGUCAUGUGGUACCUCUAUAUGAAUGUUUUUUUUUUUUUUUUAUAUCGUCGUUGGUUGUUAAUUUUUUUUUUUAGUGUGUUGCUUUAUUUCUCAGUAGAGCACAAAGCCAGUUAGAUGAAGGAUGACUUUGGCUCGGUGGGACUCUGUGCAGCAGAGAGGAGAGUUAACACGCACGGAAACCAGACUAAAGAGAACUGAUCGAGUCCUAAAGGUGGAGACAGUCCACUCAACACCCUUCCCUCCACACACACACACACACACCUCUUUCUCUGCUCAGUCAUCACUCACAUCUUUGGACCGUUCAUCUACAUCGUCCCUGCCUCGUGCUCAUAUGCUUGGGUUUCGCCAUAGUGCAGCUCGGAAAGCUACAGUAGAACUGAUGUGUAUUAGCAAACGCCAUGUCCCAUCAUCACUCCAUCGAUGAACACUCUCCUCUCUCUGUUAUCAGUGUUAAUAAAUACUGCAGAAAUGACAAAAAUGUGAAGCAAACGGUUAAGCAGCAAAGAAUCACCCCGAGGAUAACACACUCAACAAAUUUACACCCAAAUCCUGGACAAUAACGCUGAUUUCAUUUGACCAAAUAUUCCCCCAGCAAACAAUGUGAUUAUACUGUAUGUUGAUGCAACGUGUAUGUACAUUACAAAAAGAGAAAGAAUAAUAAAUAUAUCAUCAGUGUCAAGAAAUCUAUCUUUUUCUAUUAUGUUUAAUUGUGUUUUGGAAUGACUUCUCUUGUGACACAAACUGCAAAAAACAAAAAACAAAAAAAACAGCUGCAAUGUAAAUUAUUUCAGUGUAUUCUGUUUGUUGUUUUUUGAAGCCAUGAAGCUACGGUGUGUUCUUGGAAAGCCCAGCUAAGUUAAAUGUGGCAGCUAAUGUUGUGUGUUUGCUAUUCAGACUACAGGGUCUUGUAAUCGAAAAAGCGUGUAAUUAAGUGCUAAAAGUGCAAAAGAUUGUAAUGUUUUAUAUCAAGAUUACUAUUCAUGAAAUGUCAGUCAAGUUUAUACUUUUGUAAUAAAGUGGCACUUUAAAAAAAAAGGA
Sebastes umbrosus (honeycomb rockfish) is the source of this 3813-nucleotide messenger RNA. RefSeq lists its product as uncharacterized. NCBI's taxonomy places the organism in Eukaryota, Metazoa, Chordata, Actinopteri, Perciformes, Sebastidae. Gene Ontology annotation, biological process: T cell receptor signaling pathway; B cell receptor signaling pathway; negative regulation of T cell activation. The transcript has 8 exons. The record is from RefSeq and is a predicted model, not a curated record. Gene Ontology annotation, cellular component: membrane raft; plasma membrane. Bases 479 to 1975 code for a protein of 498 amino acids.